This is a messenger RNA of Cyphellophora europaea CBS 101466, 1062 nucleotides long. RefSeq lists its product as uncharacterized. The record is from RefSeq and is a predicted model, not a curated record. The transcript has a single exon. NCBI's taxonomy places the organism in Eukaryota, Fungi, Ascomycota, Eurotiomycetes, Chaetothyriales, Cyphellophoraceae. Bases 1 to 1062 code for a protein of 353 amino acids.
AUGGUCCUCCUCACCUCAUCCACGGUCUCGGCGGUCCUCUCCGUGGCCAUCAUCUCUCUUUUCACAUUCCUCCUAUUCCUUGUCGGAUACGUGCUACAGCAACAAUCGGUGAAUUCCUUAAGGGAAGCUAUUCGAGCUCCUCCGCCAGCAAAACACACACCCACACUCCCGGCUCGCUUUCGCGAGCCAGACAACGAGACAGAUACUUUGUUCCUCGCCGGCGAAGAUGACGAGGAGGCGGAGGAUCAAAUAGUGCAAUUCAUGGAUGGGGCUCCCACGGAUCCUUCCAAUAUCAUCGAAAUCGACGAGACUGGGCGGUCCCAGUUACCGUCCCCCAGCACAGAGUCCCUCGCCUACAUCCUCGCCCUCUCCCAGCCAGCCACCCUCUGUUCUGCGGCCCUUUUCGCGCAAUCUCUGUCUCUUGCACCUUUAGAAGCCCGCCCCGAUCAACCGAGGCUAGUCCUCCUAUAUCCAUCCACAUGGGAGACGGUUACUUCAGCCCUCCACAUGGCUGCCCUCUCGUUCAUGCGCGAUCUGCAUGACACUUACUCUGUGAUCUUCCAUCCAGUUGAGUUUGUGAAAGGGUGGGAAGACGCCUCUACGAACUCGCACCUACUCGGUGAGCUGCAGCGGACCAUGUGGGAAUUUGAUCGAAUGCUAUAUCUGCGGACGCCAGGAAUGGUACUGGACCAAGAGCGUGUACGGGAGGCGCUGAGGUCGAGUAGCCUGCGCAAAGCGUGGACGCCUUUGACGAAUGCUGUUGGUGCGGAACCAGAAAUGCUGUUGUGGGAACGAAAGAGAGGAUUACUGAUGCCCAGAGGGGAGAUGAGGCGUAUGGUAGGGUCGGACAAGAGCAAUGGGCUGUCGAUUCAGGAAGGUGAGUCAGAACCAGCGCUUGAAGAGGUUGACACGGCAUAUGUGCUCUUUGACCGAGCGGUGCAGUCGACGGAAGCGGAAAAGAGUGAGGUCCUUCAGCGGUACGAGUCGGGCCUGGCUCAGGCUUGCAAGGGCAAGGGCUUGUUGCCGGGAGAGGAGGAUCGGGUGGAUCUUAAGCGGGUAUAA